CAGAUGUCCCCAUUUUCACCUUAUUUGUAGGGCUUUUUGUGCACUUCAUGUCACACCACCAAAACACAACUGAAAUGUACCCAAAAAAACCAAAAUUAUGGACCAAAAAUUGUCAAAGACAGAUGUUUGUUCCGUUUGGUUGCAAUUACGAGAGAGAGAGAGAGAGAGAGAGUCAUGUUUCAAUCUUUGGAUUUUGUUACAUUGUACAGCCAUGUUGUUUUAUUACACCAUUUUUCCAUAUUGGCAGAUCUCUAAAAAAACUUCUUGUUUACUAUCAUUUGAAAAAAGAAAUAGUUGAAACCAUCAUGCAUUUCCGAACAAUCUGAAAUAGAGAGAUUGUCGAAUUUCAGAAAACAGAAUUGCGGUAUCAUGAAGGCAUGGGAGGCUACGGUUCGCAAGACGCAGGCUGCAGCAAAGAAGCGAGCCCACAGCCUUUUCGGGACAACAUACGUUGCACAUGCAGAGGAUGACGAUGAUGACAAAGACGAUGAAAGCCAUGAUCGCGGACAGGGAAAAGGACCGGGCGAAAUUUACAUUGCGGACAGAGUCCUAGCCAAUGGGGAUUACUAUACAGGCCAUUGGUCCGAUAAUUUCCCCCACGGGCUAGGAAAAUACUUGUGGACCGACGGGUGCAUGUACAUAGGAGAGUGGUACGGUGGCAAGACAAUGGGCAAAGGAAGGUUCAGUUGGCCUUCUGGGGCCACAUACGAAGGCGAAUUCAAAAGCGGUUACAUGGACGGAAAAGGCACGUACACGGGACCCAAUGGCGAGACGUACAAGGGGCUUUGGGUCAUGAAUUUGAAACACGGGCACGGGAUCAAGACCUAUGCGAACGGUGAUUGUUACGACGGCGAAUGGUGUCGCGGGUUACAAGAAGGCCAUGGUAAGUACCAAUGGAGUAAUGGGAAUCAUUAUGUGGGGGAAUGGAAGAAUGGAAGUAUUUGUGGCAAAGGCACAUUUAUUUGGAGUAAUGGGAAUAGGUUUGAUGGGUAUUGGGAAGAUGGGUUACCCAAAGGAAAUGGAACAUUUAGGUGGGAAAAUGGGAGUACCUAUGUGGGGAAUUGGAGUAGAGAUCCAAAUGAACAAAAUGGGACUUAUUUUCCAAUGGGAUCCUCCACUCCAGAGGAAAAUCUUGAUUGGGACCCUCAGGAUGUGUUCAAUGUGGAUUUGGGUGAUUGUAAAGUUUGUCCGAACGAGAAGGUUCCGAUCAUGCCGUCGCAAAAGAAGCUCGCGGUGUGGAGGUCAACGAAGGCGGCGGAUUCCAAUGUUAGGCCAAGGAGAAUGUCAGUCGAUGGGAGACUGGAUGCAGGGGAGGAUAAGGAAUUCAACCGGAUGCGAAUGUUGGAGGGUGGUGUUGGGGCUUCGUCGACUUGGGAUUGUUUUGAUAGGAAUUUGACGGUGGGGAGAGAGAUGGAAAAUGGCUUAGCCGGGGUGCAACUCGAAGAUGCGUGUAAGAGAGGGAGUGCGAUUAGGAUACCAAAUGUGGUGAAGAGACAAGGUGUGACAAUCUCUAAAGGACAUAAGAACUAUGAGCUAAUGCUCAAUUUGCAGCUGGGAAUCAGGCAUUCUGUGGGAAGACCUGGUCCAGUUGCGACAUUAGACUUAAAGGCUUCAGCUUUUGAUCCAAAGGAAAAAGUCUGGACAAAAUUUCCUGCGGAGGGAUCCAAAUACACUCCCCCACACCAGUCCUGCGAAUUCCGGUGGAAGGAUUAUUGCCCCUUAGUUUUCAGGACUUUGAGGAAGUUGUUCAAUGUAGAUGCAGCAGACUACAUGAUAUCGAUUUGCGGGGACGACGCGCUUCGAGAGCUCUCCUCUCCCGGUAAAAGUGGAAGCUUCUUCUACUUGACCGACGACGAUCGUUACAUGAUCAAGACCAUGAAGAAAGCAGAAGUCAAAGUGCUCCUGAGGAUGCUUUCGGCCUAUUAUAAUCACGUCCGCGCCUUCGAGAACACACUUGUUACCAAAUUCUAUGGCUUGCAUUGUGUGAAGUUGAAUGGUCCUGCCCAGAAGAAGGUGCGGUUCAUAAUAAUGGGGAAUCUGUUCUGUUCUGAAUACACAAUUCACAGAAAAUACGACUUGAAAGGGUCUUCGCUUGGCCGCAUAACAGACAAGCCAGAGGCAGAAAUCGAUGCCACCACCAUUCUUAAAGACCUUGAUCUCAACUUCUUAUUCCGUUUGCAGAGGACCUGGUUUCAAGAAUUCCGAAGGCAACUAGAUAGAGAUAGUGAGUUUCUAGAACAGGAAAGAAUAAUGGACUACAGCCUUCUGGUUGGACUUCACUUCAGAGACUCAACAAAUUCCGGCAAUCUUAUUCUUUCCGGUGAUCCGACACCUAGUACUGGUAAAACACAAUACUAAACACAACCUUAGGUU
This is a messenger RNA of Rhododendron vialii, 2373 nucleotides long. Its product is annotated as phosphatidylinositol 4-phosphate 5-kinase 4-like. The transcript is spliced from 6 exons. Gene Ontology annotation, biological process: phosphatidylinositol metabolic process. Bases 370 to 2358 code for a protein of 662 amino acids. Gene Ontology annotation, molecular function: ATP binding; 1-phosphatidylinositol-4-phosphate 5-kinase activity. Lineage: Eukaryota; Viridiplantae; Streptophyta; Magnoliopsida; Ericales; Ericaceae. The record is from RefSeq and is a predicted model, not a curated record.